Haliaeetus leucocephalus (bald eagle) is the source of this 1323-nucleotide messenger RNA. RefSeq names its product T-box 20 (gene TBX20). Lineage: Eukaryota; Metazoa; Chordata; Aves; Accipitriformes; Accipitridae. Gene Ontology annotation, biological process: heart looping; vasculogenesis; cell fate specification. Gene Ontology annotation, molecular function: RNA polymerase II cis-regulatory region sequence-specific DNA binding; DNA-binding transcription factor activity, RNA polymerase II-specific. Bases 1 to 1323 code for a protein of 440 amino acids. The transcript has 8 exons. Gene Ontology annotation, cellular component: nucleus. The record is from RefSeq and is a predicted model, not a curated record.
AUGGAGUACACGCCGCCCCCCAAGCCGCAGCUCUCCUCCCGGGCCAACGCCUUCUCCAUCGCCGCCCUGAUGUCGAGCGGCAGCUCCAAGGACAAGGAGUCCCCCGAGAGCACCAUCAAGCCGCUGGAACAAUUCGUUGAGAAAUCCUCUUGCGCCCAGCCUUUGAGUGACUUAUCCAGCCUGGACCCUCACGGGGAUUUUAGCACCAGCCCUUCAUCCCUGUGCACCGAGCCCCUCAUCCCCACCAGCCCCAUCAUCCCCAGCGAGGAGAUGGCCAAAAUUUCCUGCAGCCUGGAGACCAAAGAGCUCUGGGACAAGUUUCACGAACUGGGAACUGAGAUGAUCAUCACCAAAUCCGGGAGGAGAAUGUUUCCUACGAUCAGGGUUUCCUUCUCUGGAGUGGAUCCUGAAGCCAAGUACAUUGUGUUAAUGGAUAUAGUUCCUGUGGACAAUAAAAGAUACAGAUAUGCCUACCACAGGUCUUCCUGGUUAGUGGCUGGAAAAGCUGACCCUCCACUCCCUGCAAGGUUGUAUGUGCACCCUGACUCCCCAUUCACGGGAGAGCAACUGCUGAAGCAGAUGGUGUCCUUCGAAAAAGUCAAACUCACCAACAACGAGCUGGAUCAGCAUGGCCACAUCAUUUUGAACUCCAUGCACAAGUACCAGCCAAGGGUCCACAUUAUUAAGAAGAAGGAUCACACAGCUUCUUUGCUAAAUCUGAAAUCGGAAGAGUUCAGGACAUUUAUCUUUCCAGAAACAGUUUUUACCGCUGUUACCGCCUACCAGAAUCAACUGAUAACCAAGUUGAAAAUUGACAGCAACCCUUUUGCUAAAGGAUUCCGGGACUCUUCCAGACUCACUGAUAUCGAGAGAGAAAGUGUGGAGAGCCUUAUCCAAAAGCAUUCCUAUGCCCGAUCCCCCAUUCGAACCUAUGGAGGAGAAGAUGAUCUUGGAGAUGAUAGCCAGGCAACACAAAACAGAGGGUCAGCCUUUACAACAUCUGAUAACCUGUCUCUCAGUUCCUGGGUAUCUUCCUCAACCAGUUUUCCUGGAUUUCAGCACCCACAGUCUUUGAGUGCCCUGGGUACCAGCACUGCGUCCAUAGCUACACCCAUUCCUCAUCCAAUCCAAGGAUCUCUGCCCCCAUACAGCCGCCUGGGAAUGUCUCUUACACCCUCUGCUAUAGCCAGUUCCAUGCAAGGUAGUGGCCCCACUUUCCCUUCCUUCCACAUGCCUAGGUACCACCAUUAUUUUCAGCAGGGUCCUUAUGCAGCUAUCCAGGGACUGCGUCACUCCUCUGCAGUGAUGACACCAUUUGUAUGA